Messenger RNA from Plasmopara halstedii, 561 nucleotides. RefSeq lists its product as uncharacterized. NCBI's taxonomy places the organism in Eukaryota, Oomycota, Peronosporomycetes, Peronosporales, Peronosporaceae. The transcript is spliced from 3 exons. Bases 1 to 561 code for a protein of 186 amino acids. The record is from RefSeq and is a predicted model, not a curated record.
AUGGGGAAAGACAAGCUGAAGCGCGCAUUUCAUUCGUUGUGCGGUGACUACGGGGAGUUUUUGGAUGAUUUGGCGCAAGCAACGCAUCCGAACGAUGAGCGUAUUGGACUCGCUUUAUUCAAAAUUGAUGAAGCUUAUGCAGCAGCCGAUGGGCUGAGGCAAGAAUCGCAACAAAUUCAAAGGAAGUUGCUAAACGAGCUGUUGAGCAGCUGCCACGAGCUUGAAAGUAUAAUGUUGCGCGUAGAUCUUAUAGAGCGCUUUGUCGGACAGCUGCUACAAACAAUGCGAGAACUUGAGAAACGAAUGGAGAUUAUGAAUCGUGUCGCCAGCUCAGUUUUUUACCCUAGCAAAAGUGUAACCAACUUAUUCCGGUCUUUUUCUGCCAAGCAUGGAAUACCUAAUACGCCUCUAAAUAAUGUCGAGUGGAGCCCGGUAGCGUUCGACUUUGAUACGAAAGAACUCAUGAAUAAGUUGAAGCAGACUGACGCACGAGAGAUCGGCGUCUCUACCUCAUCCUCCUUACAUGAAUCAGCAGUAGAUGCAGGAAGUCAGAUUGCUUGA